GGAACCGGCGCGGGCGCGGCACGGAGUCAGCCGCCUUCCUACUCAAAGAACUUAUACAAACUGCAUGGGGCCGCGCUCUAGCGAUCUCGCUGAUGCAGCUAGACAUAGCAGGUGCCUUCGACGCCAUGCCACACGAGUGCCUACUUGAGAUCCUCGCCCACCUCGGAGCCGACCCGGCCGCGCUUAACCUUAUCAGCUCCUUCCUCGAUGAUCGCUCCACGUAUCUUGUUAUCGACGGGGUCUCUAUAGGUUUGUUCCGACUCCGAUGCGGGAGCCCCCAAGGGUCCCCUAUCUCGCCUAUCCUCUUCAUUCUCUACAUCUUAAUCUUAUAUUACUAUCUAUCCAACAUCCCUGGUAUCCAACUUAUCGGGUUCUCCGAUGAUAGCAAUAUUGUCGCUAUUGCUCCUACGUACGCAGGCGUCGUCCGUUUACUAGAGGAAGCCUGGACCCGCUGUGCGUCCUGGGCGGACGCGCACGGCGCUACCUUCGCAGCAGCCAAGACAACUAUCACCCACUUCACUCGCGCCCACUCCCCUCUUACCACUAGUGUCCAACUCGGCCCCGUGUCGCAGCCGCCUACGGAAGCAGCGCGCUUCCUCGGGUUCUACUUCCAUCGGAAGCUCACGUGGGAAUACCACGCACGCGAAGCCAAGGCCCGCGCUGCCCGAGCUGCCGGGGCCCUGAGCGGCACCGGCCGGAUGGCGUGGGGGACCCGGCUCGAGAACGCUCGCCUUAUCUACACAAUGGUUCACCGCGCUAUCCUUACGUAUAGGUCAGUUCUCUUCCACAAGCCUGGGGAUAUCCCUCUAGGACCGGCACGCACCAUGAGUGGUACCCAGCACGAUAUGCUCCGGCUCCUGGCCGGGGCUUUCAGGGCCACACCAGCGCACCACCUAGAGGCUGAGCUUCAAAUCCCGCCCCUCCACCUAUAUAUGACCUACCGUAGCGAACGCUCCCUUGCGCGGUUCAAGAAUAACGGGACCCUUGCGAGGGUCCGCGCCGUGUCUGCCGCGGUGGCGGGCCUCCAGCGGCUUCCUCGUCGCCAGCGCUACCGUCGCCCCCUCGAGGACUACCACCGUCAGUAUAGCCGCGACCUUCUCGGGGCCGGACCGGCCCUCGAUCGCAAAUCCCUCUCCAAGCAGCUGAACGAGCGCUGGCAGCAGCACUGGCUACACCAGGAGUCUACACGGCUCUCCCGCCGGAGCGGUGCACAAGGCCACCGACCGUCGAACUGCUCAGAGCUCCCGCCUCGGCUCCGUACUGGCCGCCUGCCGGCGCCCUACCGGGGAGGGAACACCCCGAAACACAUCUCCUCCUUAGUACUGCAGAUAAGGACUGGAAAGAUUAGCCUAAACGACUUCUUGUUUAGCCGGCGCGUACCCGACCUGGCAUCGCCUCUAUGCCGUUGCGGAUCCGGGCGGGAGACCGUGUUCCACAUGAUCUUACAUUGCGAGCUCUACGACCGUCCGUUGCCGUCGACCGAGGCGGCUGUUCGCCGGGCCCUCGAUGAACCCAACGAUGCCGCGCGAUUAGCGCGAUGGUUACUAGACACAGGCCGAAUCGGCUACCUCACGGCAGCGCACCGGGCCCACGACAGCCGACCUGGACAGGGAACGACUAAUUGAUACUACUAUUUCCUUGUUUGUUCUUUAUAGCUUUAUUUACCUGUAUAUUUGUUUCUCUUCUUGUAUUACUAACCUUUGUCUCCUACUAACCGGUCCAGCGUCGUCUCCGGCCUGGACCCUCCACGACACCGGCAUAGACCCACCGCGGCCAACCUAAAUAUAGGGUUUUUCUUUGUUUUUCCCCUAUAAUAUAUAUAGUUAGAGCUAGAUAAGCUAGAUAGCUUCCAUUAGCCUAAUAAUAAUAAUAAUAAUAAUUUAAAUUGGAAUUGUUAGUGGAAUUAAAAUUGU
Molecule: messenger RNA, 1913 nt
Organism: [Torrubiella] hemipterigena
Lineage: Eukaryota; Fungi; Ascomycota; Sordariomycetes; Hypocreales; Clavicipitaceae
Source: the annotation of a GenBank genome assembly